Molecule: messenger RNA, 1507 nt
Organism: Aspergillus novofumigatus IBT 16806
Lineage: Eukaryota; Fungi; Ascomycota; Eurotiomycetes; Eurotiales; Aspergillaceae
Exons: 5
Coding region: 1-1077 (358 amino acids)
Source: RefSeq, a predicted model, not a curated record
AUGGCUCCCUCCCAGACGGUCGCGUCGCCCAGACCCAGUCGUGGUUUCAGUUUCGGUAGCAGGUCCGAUAAAUCUCGCCGGUCGAGCAACGCUGCCAGCAAUAAAAUCUCUCUCAGGGAGUCUUCUGAGGAAAAGCACAGGCGCAGUUUACAUACCAAAGCCGAUCCAACUCUUGCUAUGAGCGAAGCGCAACCAAUGGCUGUUGCCCUCGAACAGUCGACUCUGGGCUCUUUAAGAGCUAUGCAGCACAAAGACCGAUUUGGGCAAAUUAUCAUUCUUGUGAUCAAAGCUGAUCCCGAUCUUUCCAACCCCACUCGCCCUCGAUUCGAACGUCCAUUAGAGACCAUCCGAGCUUUUGAAGCUGCUUUUGAAGGGACGUACAGUAGUAGACCCGUUUCCUGGGCGCGAACAGAGUCACCUAACGGCGGAGAGCACAACAAACGUGGCAGCUACUAUGGAGAGUCCAGCCGUGGAAACGGGUACUAUCCAAACAGAGGAUACAGUGAUCAGAGUGGGCACUUCAAUCAACGGGCAACCUAUUCGCGACCGGAGAGCUAUGUCGAUACUUACAAUGGCCAGCCGCAAGAUAAUGGCUACUACCCGUACAACCAAGGCGGCGGCGGCCGUCGACCACGACCCAACCCGCGGAUGUAUACCGAUCAGACAGGAUACAGCAACGGCUCGAAUGGAUACGCACAACAUUCGUACGAGAAAUCCGUCGAUAAUAUCACUGCAGCCUCUGGGUCGGGUGGAAGCCACGCUGAUGCUUGGGGCAAUUCGACCGACCCCAGUUCCGUGAACAGUUCGAUCGACCAAUUGUCCCAGCAGCUACAAUUGGGACAACGAGGGUUCAAUUCUCAACUCAAUCUCAAUGGCUAUGCGCCAACACCUCCAAAACCUCCCGUACAUAACUUCAACCAAGCACCAGCCUUCGAUCCUAACGCUGGGGGCCCUGUCGGCGGCACCCCAGCCGCCGUGUCAGCGCCCAACCGUCGUCAACUGCGGAAAUCGGUGAACAUGUCCGAUACAGGGGACAAGCGAAAGAGCUGGUUCAAGCGCAAGUUUAGCAAGGAUUAAGGCAUACGUCGGUGGUUAUCUGGCUCUCAUUCGCUAUUCUUCUAACGUAUGUAAUGAUUGUUCUUAGUGGGCGUUUUUCUCGAGUUCAGACAUGGGAAAACAGGGAAAUUGCGUCUUUGCUUUUUUGUUAAUGUUAAUUCUCCUGAUUGUUUUCAUCGGGCUGUCUUACAGUUUGAUACGUUUAUGCUUGACGAUGUCACGAUACAUGGAUGCCCCGGCGAAUCAUCAAUUGAUCAAUGUGCCGUUCUGGUGUUUGCCUGAUAUUUCGAGUACAUAUUUUGCGUCCUGUCCUGAUUACGCCGAAGGGAUCAACAGGCGGUGUAUGUUGAUAGCAGACCUGAGUUCUGCAUGUUCAAAAGGCUUAUGCAGGAUGACGAUAGACUAAUGAGACUGCAGCUGUUUGAUCAACAGAUGUUUACAACUUGACAUA